CCAUCUCCCCUCGUACUUAUAGCACCUGCUACGCCGUAGUCCCAACAUGACGCACAACUUCUCCGAAUUCGCUUUCGACUAUAUCAACCCCGAUAACUCCAAGCCCUCCCAAGGCUACGACGUCCCCUUCUUCGACACUGCAGGCGAAGUCGUAGUACCCCCCGUCGAGUCUUUCGAGCUCCAGAUCGACCACGACCUCGCCGCCUUCGACGAGGACCAGCUUCAGGUCCUCUUCGACACCGCCCAGUUUGCUGGUUAUAGAUCGAACGAGCCCGUCUUUGGCCCCGGCUCCAUCACCGCGUCUUCCCACUCGGCCUACGACACCGUUUCCACCGUUUCAGAGUCCUUCUAUAGUUUCCCCACCUCUCCCGCCUACGCUCCCAGCAGUUUCCCAUUUCCCAUCGAAAUGGACUUCAGGUCCUUGACCGUCGGCUCCGACUACGGAGUAACCGAUCCUUCGGCCAAUCGCUACACGUCGGGCGCUUCUCCCGACAUGGACCUCACCUCCUUCGGCGUGUUGCCUCCGUCUCCCCCCACUUCCCCUCCGGUGCAUUACAUGCCCAAAGCACGCUCGGAGUACACACCUGCAACAAGCUCAGGGAGGUACCAUGUCCCGGCUAUCUCCCAAAAUGUCUCUCCACAACUGCCCACUGUCCCUCCGGUACCCUCUGUUCUUUCUGUCCACGAUAGGAGCGAGAUCGAUUCGGAGGAUCCGAGGCGUAGGCAUCAGUGUCCCCAAUGCAACCGAGCCUUUGCUCGUGCAUAUAACCUAAAGACCCAUCUGGACACGCAUAAUCCAGAACGCCAGAAGUCGUUCAUCUGCCCACAUCGCAGCUGUGGACGAGCAUUCUCGCGCAAACAUGACCUCCAGAGGCAUCGUGCAGCAAUCCACCAUGACACUGCUUCGUCAGCGUCAUCGGUGUCGUCUAUAUCACCUAGCUCCCGCCCUUAUCCUCAAAAGAAUGGCAUUAGCAUCGUCAGUUCAGGACGGGAAAGGUGUCAGUCAUGCGGCAAGAGCUGGUCGGGUCGAGAGAGGCGUUGCAGCUGCAAUAACGAUUUACGCGUCAAGUAGUUCACCAUACUCAGCCUGCGUUGGGGUCUCGUUUGUACGGAUUCUAUCCCACAGCCGCCCGUCCGGCCGCCUUGCUUCGAAAGUGCGCGAUCGGCAUGUCGUGCUACCCCUGAAGCGGGGUGAAAGCUUGGCUUCACUUUUCACCAUGGCAAUGUGACCCACGCGCGUCCAUAUGGUGAUCUAUGCUAGGCGUUGUCGGACGUGCUCGAGCUCGUAAUGUACAGUAGUGUCGUUCCUGUUCGUCUUUCGUUUUGUGUCAGUGCCUUGACCUGUGUUGGUUGUUCUCUAUUUUCUGCCCGGUGUCUCCUUCCGAAUCUAAUCAAUUUUGUAUUGUAACAUAGCGGUGAAUAGAAAUUAUUCUCAGUAA
This is a messenger RNA of Heterobasidion irregulare TC 32-1, 1439 nucleotides long. RefSeq lists its product as uncharacterized. Lineage: Eukaryota; Fungi; Basidiomycota; Agaricomycetes; Russulales; Bondarzewiaceae. The record is from RefSeq and is a predicted model, not a curated record. The coding region runs from base 47 to 1072 and encodes 341 amino acids. The transcript has 3 exons.